GCCACAUAUCGGUGCCCAUCAGUGCCACCUAUCAGUGAUGCCAAUCAGUGCCACCUAUCAGUGCCAGUCAGUGCCGCCUAUCAGUGCCACCUAACAGUGCCAGUCAGUGCCGCCUAUCAGUGCCAUAUAUCAGUGCUAUAUAUCAGUGCUGCCUUUCAGUGCCCAUCAGUGAUGCCUGUCAAUGCCCAUCAGUGUCCAUCAGGGCAUCCUAUCAGUGCCCAUCACUACAGCCUCAUUAGUGUCCAUCAG
Staurois parvus is the source of this 249-nucleotide messenger RNA. The record is from the annotation of a GenBank genome assembly. Lineage: Eukaryota; Metazoa; Chordata; Amphibia; Anura; Ranidae.